Messenger RNA from Pararge aegeria (speckled wood butterfly), 6273 nucleotides. RefSeq names its product rapamycin-insensitive companion of mTOR (gene rictor). The record is from RefSeq and is a predicted model, not a curated record. Gene Ontology annotation, cellular component: TORC2 complex. Gene Ontology annotation, molecular function: protein serine/threonine kinase activator activity. Lineage: Eukaryota; Metazoa; Arthropoda; Insecta; Lepidoptera; Nymphalidae. Bases 117 to 5513 code for a protein of 1798 amino acids. The transcript has 25 exons. Gene Ontology annotation, biological process: TORC2 signaling; positive regulation of phosphatidylinositol 3-kinase/protein kinase B signal transduction.
UCUGUGAUUAUCACUAAUAGAAUUUUUAUUAUAAAUUUUUAGAUGUUAUCAUUGCAUUUUACGGACUUAUUUAUGUUUUUGAAUGCAGAUCGAACCGCGGCGUAAAUUAUGAUAUAAUGGCCACUUUGGAAAAUAGGUUGAGUCGUAGAAAAGGUAAACAUGAUGGUGAUACUUAUAGGUUAGACACUAAGAAAUCACCAGAAGAGAAUAUAAUUGAGAUUAUAAAAGGUCUGUAUUCAAAAAAGCCGUUCCAUAGAGAUAGUUCCACUUCACCCACCAACAGAAAUGUGCCUAAUGAGAGAUUAGGAUUAAGACCUCAAAAAAGUAGUUCUGACAGCUACAGAUGGUCCUACUUAGAGGCAUUAGUCACACUACUGCAUAAGGAAGACAGGAAUAACCUAGGAUUUACUCCUGAUGAGUUGAUGACAUGCAUUCGCAUAAGUCUUAUUGACGAGUCAAUGGUUAUAAGAGCAGCUGGAUUAAGAGUCCUAAGAUAUUUAAUAAAAACAGAGGGUGACGUGGCUACCUUCAACCAUUUAAAACUGCCUUAUCUCGUAAUAAGGUCAAUGGACUUGAUGCUCCGUAAUGAAGAAGAGCGUGCGCAAGCAUUGAAAGUUGUACGACGUGUGAUUGCUGUUGUGGGGGCUGUCGAACAGGGACACAGACGGCUUCGCGCCGCUUACAUCGACCAAGGUCUUCUACGAUGUCUGGCUGCCGUUGCCAGGGCCGGCAGUGCUGGGGACGGCAGUGGCGAUAGAUUGUCUAGGCCCGCUAUUGCGACUCUAGCCGAGAUAUGCGUCCUUAACCCGGAUCUUUUCAUAUCUUGCGGUGGAGUGACAGCAGUAACGCGGCAGUUGGCCGAAUGUGCUACCCCGCGUAUGGCGGAGGCGCUGUGUGGGGUGCUGUUGCACACACUCAAUGACCCAAAGUCGCGUAACGCUGCGCGAAUAGACCUCACGUGCCUCAACUCUCCGUACUGCGACUUCCACUUCAGACCUGCGGGGACUGAUACCAGCAGGGAUGAACGCGAAAUGCGGUUUACAUGCAGUCGACUGGCAUUGCUGUGCGUAUUGCGCAGUUGGCCGGGUUUAUUGCACUUCUGCCACCCGUGCAGUGCGGGCGGACUUCACGCCUUGGUUGCGGCUCUGUAUUUACCGCGGUUAGAGGUCCGAAAAGCCAUUUUGGAUUUGCUGUAUGAGCUGGUCGGAUUGCCCCAACCAGACUGGACAGACGAAAUUUCCGUUGCUAUAGACGCUGUCGAUCCUGCUGAUUUUCAAGAUUCUUGGCGACUGAACGAAGGUUUCGUGGCGGCCGAAGGAGUUGCCAUUUUACCUCACCUAAGUGCUACUGGCCCUGAUAUAAUUGAAAUUCAUCUUGCACUCCUACUUCAGUGUUUCAUAGAGGCUGGCCUUCUAGACGGAUUAGCCGAAGUUAUAGUGUCAAGUGAUACAUUUAUAUCGGUCAGAGCGACAGUAUUGUUAGGCCAACUAUUGCAUUUAAUACACCUGUUCCUACCACCGCAAAUAUGUAACUUAACACCAGCACUGCCCUCCCUAAUAUCGCAAGCGUCGGCCGGGAAGCCACAAGCUUUAGCAGCGGUCGCGGCUCUGAGACGCCUGCACUCGAUGUUCGAAUCGCGGCCUGCGAGCAACAGCCUGUUCCUAGACCACAUACUUCAGUAUUGUAGUGGUGCAUUUAAGUCUAAGAUAGAAGAUACCUCAAAGAGUCGAAAGGAGAAGGACAAUAGAGCGAGUAAAGCCAGACCGAUGUGCUCACUCGACUUACACAAAGACAACAGCGUCGAGUUCCUGAACGAAUCAGACACGGAGUGCGAGCCGAAGAGACACAGCAUCGGUUCGAGGGCCGACGUUGCAAUAAGGAGAAAUGUUAGUGCAUUAGUGAAAAGUACAAGUGUCGGCUCACGGACUAGUUCCGCGGUGGGUAAAGUGACGAAAACCGCGAAGUUCUUCAGUUUCUUCGAGCGAGGGGACAGUGAUAGUUUAAUAAAAUCAUCACUUGUGAUGCAAAACAAAGAUGGCAAUACUUGGAAUUGGGAAAUCAUUCGGACUAUUUUAAAGGAAACUGACAGCUCUCCUCUCUUGAAUUUAAAUGACAGCGGUCAUAGAGAAUGGGCCAGUAGGAUUAUUAACUACUUGAAACCGUCCUCGAAUAAGUAUUCCCACACGGAUCUAUCGACCACGUGUAACGGACAUUCUCCCACACGCGCUGGCUGUCAGUUGAUACGACAUCUGUUACGUCACAAUGAUGUUGAUACCCAAAGGAUGCUGAAAGAUCUCUUCAUGGAUGUGAGCCAUCAAAUAGAGGCGAUACAGACGGGUCGGAAAGCCCACGAGUGUCUUUUUAGCCCGCAGCACAUGUGCAACACUAUGUGCCAGAUGUACUUCCUCUUCAUUGGUCAGCUGUGCCACUCGUACACUGGGCUGCGAUUGUUCAAACAGACUGGGCUCUACGAAAAUCUCCUAGAACUAUCCACUAAAACUCACCAUAGUUGUUACGUUAAAUUAGUUAUAUCAAGCUUAGAUUACACCAUGGAUUCGAGUCCACGGGACAUACUUGCCAAAACAUUAACAUGCAAUAUCCUAGCGUCAAGAUUAUAUGCAACUCAGUUCCUAAACGUACUCUUAAGAGCCUCGCGAAAGUCUAGAGAUAUGGUGAGGAAAAAGUCCAAACUAAAACAGAAUUUUGUACAAGAGCAUACAAGUUUCAUGCAAAGAGAUGAAAUCGAAGUGACCGGCGGUAUGGAUAUGGAUACAUGGAUUUUGCAAAUGUUGGUCGGACAAAUUAAAGAUGAGUCGAAGGCUGUUGUGAAGUGUGCUCUGAAUAUUCUAGAAGAAGCUUAUAGUUUUCCGCCAUACUUCGACAAGUUAAUGACAAUGAGGGACGCUCUCUGUCAGAACUGUCGGCUCGACAAAGCAGCCGAACCAACAAGUUUGGAUCUCUCUGCGGUGGGGGACAGAGGCUACCUUCUGUGGCUGGGACUAGAAGUGGCGGCCGCUGCGCAUAACGCCGACUCGAACGCCAUAACUUUUGUGAAGAAACACUUGGAUUUUUGGAACAAGUCUUAUAACUAUAGAUACGUACGCCUCAUAGAAGCGGUGGUGCACGAGGCACUUACUCUGUCGGAGGAGUCUCGCAGGCCGCGGAACGCACGCCGGCUGGCUCGGCCGCCACCACACCUGUUCGCCACUCUGGCCGCCCUUUGCGUCCCGCGCACCACUGCUCCGCCGCCCUUCACUAAAGGACUGCUCGCGGCGGCCCUACCGGCACACUAUAAGAUUCUACAGAAAAAGAAAUGUAUUACGGAGCAAGAGAUCGCCGACUUGAAGGCUUCAUUAUGGGCUGUGGGGAAUACUGGUGUUACUCCGCAAGGUCUGCAGCAGUUGAUAAACCUAAGUAACGGUUUGCUAGAAGAUUCUGUACCUGUGCACAUAGUGAGGUUGGCAAGAUACAGCCCGGUGUAUUCCGUACGAGCAACCGCUUUCUAUGUUCUGGGUCUUAUUGGAAGUACUUAUGACGGUGCUAACUUGCUUGCGGAUCUAGGUUGGUUAUGUGUGCGGCACACGAGACACGAUCAGUUCCCAGUAAUACCCGACGACACUUUACCCCUGAUAAUGGACCCGAACGAUACCGCUCAUAGUUGUAUCACCUCGCCUGAUCGACGGUUUAAUGCACUCGACAUCGAUUUAAGCGAACACUCCGACCACACAGACCAGAGCACGGCAGAGAGUUUACAUUCCGAGAAUAUCAAAUUAAGCAGAACAAUAGGAGGCAUAUCCGUGGAUAACGCGGAAAAAGAGCAAGAUGUGGUCGAUUCUAAAACUGCAAUCAUAGAAAGGCGAGAGGACAAAAGGAAAUCACACACACUUCCGACGCAAGGGUCUAGUUCGCACGAAAGAUCGCUCACCGAAUCUAGAACUGUCGACAUACUAAGAGACUGUUCGAGUUAUGAGCGCGCGCCUCAUCGGGUCCACAUUGACAAUCGGUUAGGCAGAAUGAAUUCCCUGGAUUACGCCCGUGAAGCCCGCGUGAGGAACACUAGUGAGUCCAGUACAAGUGGUGUGAGCAGUUGUGAUUCAUUCCUCGGAAAAUAUGCUAUACCGGAUAGAGUGCUGAAAUUGAGUCCGAUACCGAGUUCGUCGAGUUUGUACGGUAUGAAGAGCAAUAGCAGUUCCUACAGGCCACGCAUCCCUGAGCCACAACGAAGAACAUCUACCUCUAGCUAUACACCAGACAUAGGCAGUUCACCUCCAUCUCAAAAGGAUAUGAGCGGAUAUGCCACAAUACAGUCUCUAAACAAACACAGAAGGCCACACUAUGUAUCCGAAAGUGGAGCGAGCGAUAUAGAUGUUCUAACGUGGUUGCCUUACGAUUCCAAUCAAAGGCCCAAACCCUUUUCUUCCCUGCGAGACCGUGCGAAAACCACUCGAGACCGAAUGACUAAGCUCAGUCUUUUAGAAUACGAUUGGAAACCUCUAACGCAAGGGGAGAGUUCCCAAAGAGUUUUCGCGCCAACUUGUACGACAAUACAGGUUGCACCGUCCGGACCACGAUCGCCUUAUUAUAUAGGAAUUUGCUUACCGCGUAAUCUUAUGGAGCUGUUUCCAAUGGACAAUGAUCCUAAAGAUACUGUGGAAGGUGAUAAGGGAAUCAACAGAGGGACUUCUGUCUUAGCCGACUCCACUACGCCGGACCAAAGUAUAGGAUUUACAAAAAGCGCUGAUAUGUCUACAGUUACAUCAACAAUAGGCAACGUUCGUACUACGACACCGAGCGCUUCAGUUGUAGGAAACGCCUCUGAAACGUCACGAAUAGAGGCCAACUUGGCUUUGAUGAGUAAAUUGUAUACAAGCGUGGAGAACAAGAGUGAUAGCGAACCCAAACAUGAUCGGAGCGAGGGAGAUAGUAAUAAAGUUGAAAGUGAAAUAGAUAAUAAAGCAGCUUUAACUGAUUCAAGUGUGGGUAAGAAGAUUGAAGCGAUACCUAGAGAUGAUAGUUCUGCGGUCACGAAUGUGUUGAGCUCGAACCGUAUAUCGGGGAUCAAAGGUGCGGUAUGGAGGCACGCAGCGUCGGAUUGUUUGGCAUGCGUUAGAACACGACCGCCUUCUUCGCAUGAGUUGCGUGAAGCUUUCUUCGCUGAAUUGGAAAGUCCAAGUAGCAGUAGAACUGAGGGGCGAGCAAGUCCAGCUUCGGCUCCCCAGGCGCAAUUGCUUCACCACGUGCUUUUUAUGUCCAACCCUAUACAUUUGCGGCAGGCGCGAUCCGCUCUCCUAACAUUAAAACAACGUCACCCAGACGUUUUCCGAAGCCCGUGCGUAUACUCCGACGUAUGUGCGCUCAUAUCUAGAGACACGUAUAUGCUGUGCGCGCGGCGUUUCCUCCAAGAACUAUUCCUAGACACCAAUUUCGGUUGUUUCCUAAACGAACCAGUGGCCAUCUUGGCACGCCACGUGCCGGUAACUACUCUAUCACCGACCUUUGAAACAACGCAAUAGUAUUUGUAUAUGUUACACUUGUUAUCUAAUCAAGUAUUCAGCAAUUAUAUGGGUGCACGUUAUAACACAAUUAAUUUAUACAUACAUACAUAAUUAUCUUGGUCUGAUGAAACCUGUAAAUGUUAAAAAUAAUGUUAUGAUGCUGAAGCCUGUUCCUUUCCCAAACUCAAAAAAAAAAAAAUGGUGAUCCUCUUUUUUCCGUUUUAUUAUAAUAAAUAGAUAAUAUAUUUGAUUGAUUGAUUAUAAAAUCGAAUCUUUACUUGUUAAUUGCUGAAUACACCAAGAAUAAUAUAUUAUAAUAAUUAAAAAUACUGUCUUGGUUCGAUAUGACUACGUGGAGGUAAAUUUUAUUAUAAUAGCUGAAUAUGUUUAUGAAAAUACAUUAAGUAUUGUGCUUAACAUUAUGGAGGUUUACGUAUUGAAUAAAAAGUUGAGCUUAAAUAGAAAUAGUAGUAUUUCGUUGAUUGUCUGUUACAUGAAUUGUAAGAUUUGUGGGUAAAAAAUACAUGGAAUAAAACCAGUAAAUUUUUAUGACAAUACGAUUAUUUAUAUUACGGUGGCUUCUUUUUAUUUUUCUUCUUGUAAUUAUUAUUUUCGUUUUCGUGUUAUUUUCUCUUGUGAAAAUAAAAUAGAGAAAAGCGGAUUUGAUUUUAUCGUCGGUUAAUAAUUAUAAACACUUUGUAAGAAGUGUGAUUCUGUAUCAAUAUUUAUACACUUUAUGCCACUUUAAGCAUAUGUUAUAUUAUAAAGUAAACAAAAA